Amaranthus tricolor (Joseph's coat) is the source of this 2049-nucleotide messenger RNA. RefSeq names its product 3-ketoacyl-CoA synthase 19-like. Lineage: Eukaryota; Viridiplantae; Streptophyta; Magnoliopsida; Caryophyllales; Amaranthaceae. Gene Ontology annotation, biological process: fatty acid biosynthetic process. Bases 408 to 1775 code for a protein of 455 amino acids. The transcript has a single exon. Gene Ontology annotation, cellular component: membrane. The record is from RefSeq and is a predicted model, not a curated record. Gene Ontology annotation, molecular function: acyltransferase activity, transferring groups other than amino-acyl groups.
UAUGCUUCUAGAAAUGGAUCUCAAAGCCAAGAGUUUUUGAGAGUCCAAUAUUAAAGCCUAUUUUUACAGCUUAAAAAUGAGGUAAAAAAUGUAACAGCCUGGGAUUGAAAAAUUAAAACAAGGGUCAUUAUAUUGUGGGUGUUGGAAUUAGAUAUGAAUACUUUCAUCAUGCUUUAAUGAGCCAACUUUCUGCCCAUGUCUCUUAGUGAUUGAGAGACAGACACAGAGACUGAAAGAGAUAGGGAAGAAAAAGUUCACCCAAAAACAGAUAAUAAUAAUUAUAAUAAUAAUACUUAUAAAUUCUUAUAAGGAGGCUUUAAAAGGCACAUACUAUCCUUACAAGCUACAACACAAUAUAUCAGAAAACACCCAUUAAAUAUUUUAUACUCAAUCUCUUUAUUCUUCAGAUGGAACUUGUCACAGCUCUGUACCUGUUUCCGUUUGCGUACAUCGUUUACCUUGUGUGCAAACGGGCAGUUCGAAAGAGGGAUGAAUGCUGCUACAUGCUUCAUUAUGAGUGCUUCAAGCCUCCAGAAGACAGGAAACUAAGCACGGAAAGAUGUGCGAGCAUUGUAUUCCGUAAUAAGAGACUGCGGUUAGAAGAGUUUAGGUACCUGUUAAAAACGAUAGUGAGUUCGGGGAUUGGAGAGUCAACUUACAGUCCAAAAAAUGUGGUUGAAGGAAGAGAAGCAAGUCCUACUCUUAAAGAUGCCUUAGAAGAGAUGGACGAAAUCAUAUUUGCAACACUGGAUAAGUUAUUUGAAAAGUCGGGUAUGUCUCCAUCAGAGAUUGAUAUCCUUGUUGUGAACGUAUCGUUGCUUUCUACAGUACCCUCGCUCACAGCUAGGGUGGUGAAUCGUUACAAGAUGAGAGCAGACAUUAAGACAUAUAACGUUGUGGGGAUGGGGUGUAGUGCAAGCCUGAUUGCCAUUGAUAUUGUCCAGCAGAUGUUCAAAGUGUACAAAAAUAUGAACGCGAUUAUAGUAAGUACUGAAUCCAUGGGAACAAACUGGUAUAUGGGUAGAGACCGAUCAUUCAUGCUGUCCAACUGUCUGUUCCGCACAGGAGGUUGCUCAAUGCUCUUCUCAAACAACAAAAAAUUGAAGCAUAGAGCUAUUAUCAAGCUCAAUUAUAUAUUGAGAACUCAUCUUGGGUCUGAUGAUCAGGCAUACAAGUGUUGUUAUCAGAAAGAAGACGAUGAGGGCUACCCGGGAUUUUGUCUCACAAGGCACCUUCCAAAGGCAGCUGCUCAAGCCUUUACUCAAAAUCUUAAGGUAUUAGUGCCUAAUAUCUUGCCCCUUCGAGAGCUCUUCCGUUAUCUACUUGUAUCUACUACUUGGACACCCAGUGAUCUUGAAAAGGUCGGAAAAGGAUUGAAUUUUAAAUCCGGUAUUCAACACUUCUGCAUACACCCAGGAGGAAGAGCGGUUAUUGAUGGUACUGGAAAAGGUUUGCAGCUUACUGAUUAUGAUCUCGAACCCGCUAGGAUGGCCCUUCAUCGAUGGGGAAAUACCUCCGCUGCUGGCUUCUGGUAUGUUCUCGGUUACAUGGAGGCUAAAAAGAGACUCAAGAAAGGCGAUAAGAUUCUCAUGAUCAGCUUCGGAGCUGGUUUCAAGUGCAACAAUUGUUUAUGGGAGGUUAUGAGGGAUCUCAAGGAUACGAACGUUUGGGAAGACUGCAUACAUAACUACCCCAUCAAAACCCUCGUAAAUCCCUUUAUGGAAAGGUAUAACUGGAUCAAUGACGAUACACUAAGCUUCGUUCGAUUGAAUUAGACAUCAGAUCAGAUUGUUAGCGCGUUUGUUUCCCAUCCCAUCGAGCAAUGUUGUUUGUUUAAUGUCUUGCUUUUGUUUGUGUUUUCUCUUAUUUUACAAGUUUAGAUUUAGAUUCCCAGCAGAUUGAAGUGGUGGCUAUAAGAUUUUAUGUUAUUCUGGUUAUAGGCUCUUGUAAUUCUUACACUAAUAUGAAUAUGAUCAUCUUAAAUCAGUCACUUGCCCCUAACGAAAACAAAGAAUGUCAUUUAACAAAAGUCUACUUUCCAAGAUUUUA